This is a messenger RNA of Salvia hispanica, 1409 nucleotides long. RefSeq names its product putative pectinesterase 14. Gene Ontology annotation, biological process: pectin catabolic process; cell wall modification. Gene Ontology annotation, molecular function: pectinesterase activity. The record is from RefSeq and is a predicted model, not a curated record. Lineage: Eukaryota; Viridiplantae; Streptophyta; Magnoliopsida; Lamiales; Lamiaceae.
UUAAACCAUGAACACAAAAACCACCACCUUCUUUUGGCUCACAGCCAUAGCCAUUUUGCUUCUCUCUCUCAUAGUUUCCUUCCAUUCCUCUCACUACUCUUCAACCACCAUUAUAGCCAGCAUUCGUCGUGUCGUUGGAUCUGAGCUUUCGUGUAAAGUAGGCCGGAAACUAGGGUUAGAAGACAUAUUUUGCAAUGUAGAAGAUGUUAUCUAUAAGAAACACCAUAGUCAUCACCACCACCACCACCACCACCAUCACCAUCAUCAUCGGAGGCAAAAGAGUUCAUGUAACGAAACCCUAAAAUGGAGUCCGGAUCUCCAAUCAUCGAAGAAGAUCGGUGUCAUUAUGAAGGUUGACACGAAGGGAUGCGCCAAUUUUAGCAGCAUCCAAAAAGCUAUAGACGCGGUCCCGGAUUUUAGCCGCUCGUGGACACUCAUCAUGGUCGAUUCCGGCACUUAUAGGGAAAAAGUGGUGGUGAACUCCAACAAGACGAAUAUAAUAAUUCAGGGUAAAGGCUAUCGCAACACGGCCAUAGCAUGGAACGAUACGGCUAAUUCGACCGGAGGAACCAACUACAGUUCUACUUUUGCCGUAUGGGCUUCCAAUUUCGUAGCGUAUAAUAUUAGUUUUGUGAACACAGCUCCGGCACCGGAUCCCGGGGAAAGCGGAGGGCAGGCGGUGGCAAUUGGCGUUUCAGGCGAUCAAUCUGCAUUUUAUGGAUGUGGAUUUUAUGGAUUUCAAGACACAUUGAAUGAUGCUAGAGGCAGACAUUAUUAUAAACAAUGUUUCAUCCAGGGAUCUAUUGAUUUCAUUUUUGGGAAUGCUAGAUCACUUUUUGAGGAGUGCACGAUAAAUUCGACGGCAAAAGUGGAGGAAAGCGGGAUUGUGAGCGGGUGCAUCGCGGCACAGGCGAGGGAUUCAGCGGACGAAAACACCGGGUUCUCAUUCCUGAAAUGCAGCAUUAGGGGGAGCGGGAAAGUGUGGCUAGGCCGAGCUUGGGGCCAUUAUGCAACCACCGUUUUCGCCAAAUGUUACAUGUCCGAUGUUGUUUCCGGUGAUGGUUGGAAUAACUGGAGAGAUCCUUCUAGAGAUCAAACGGUGUCGUAUGGGGAGUACGAAUGCUACGGUCCCGGAUCCGACGCUACAAAUAGAGUGGCAUAUGGGAAACAGUUAAAGCAAUCUGAGGCAGCUCCAUAUAUGACCACUUCAUAUAUUAAUGGAGAAGAUUGGCUUCUUGAUAUUCCUUCUGUAGAUCAAACUCCAUAUAUUCAAUUUCACUCAUUAAAUUAAUUAAAUACAUACUGAUUUUAUCUGUAUUGGGCACAUGAAAUGAAUACCACAUAUAUAGUCAUACAAUGGAACAAGAAAAAUGAAAUACUCUACAAAUGACGAAGUUACCAUUUUGAUG